Arabidopsis arenosa is the source of this 1375-nucleotide messenger RNA. The record is from the annotation of a GenBank genome assembly. Lineage: Eukaryota; Viridiplantae; Streptophyta; Magnoliopsida; Brassicales; Brassicaceae.
ACUUAGGACAGAGUUGGAUAAACAAACAGAAUCUCAAGUACCAAAACAGAUUCCUGCAAAAAAAAAAUCAAUGGAAGAAACAAAUAAGAGUGUGGUUGAUGAUUGCUUCACCAGUGCUAUGGCACUUACCGACUCAGGUUUCCUUCAGCAUGUGCCUACUCGUUACAUUCUUCCACCUUCACAACGACCAAUGCUCGGUUCAAGCAUUGGCAGUGACACCAUCACGCUUCCUGUCAUUGAUCUCUCCCUCUUACACGAUCCUUUGCUUAGACCCUGUGUCAUCCAUGAGAUUGAAAUGGCCUGCAAGGGAUUUGGUUUCUUUCAGAUUAUAAAUCAUGGAAUAUCAUCAUCAGUGGUGAAAGAUGCACUAGAUGCAGCUACAAGGUUCUUUGACUUACCAGUCGAUGAGAAGAUGCUUCUGGGUUCUGAUAACGUCCAUACACCAGUCAGGUAUGGCACCAGCUUAAACCAUUCAACAGACAAAGUUCAUUACUGGAGAGAUUUCAUCAAACAUUACUCCCAUCCUCUCUCAAAGUGGAUCGAUUUGUGGCCAUCCAACCCUCCAUGCUACAAGGAAAAAGUGGGGAAAUACGCAGAAGCAACGCAUGUGCUACAUAAGCAACUAAUUGAAGCUAUCUCAGAAAGUCUAGGACUGGAGAAAAAUUACUUACAAGAAGAAAUUGAAGAAGACUCGCAAGUCAUGGCGGUGAACUGCUAUCCAGCUUGUCCCGAACCCGAAAUUGCCUUGGGAAUGCCACCACACUCGGACUUUGGCUCACUGACCAUCUUACUCCAGAGUAGCCAGGGCCUGCAGAUAAUGGACUGCAAUAAGAACUGGGUUUGUGUGCCGUAUAUUGAAGGAGCUCUGAUAGUCCAGUUGGGAGAUCAAAUAGAAGUCAUGAGCAAUGGCAUAUACAAGAGUGUGGUUCAUCGUGUAACAGUGAACAAAGAUUACAAGCGGCUCUCUUUUGCAAGUCUUCACAGUCUGCCUCUGCACAAGAAAAUAAGUCCAGCACUUGAGCUCGUCAAUGAAAAUAAACCAGCUGCCUAUGGAGAAUUCAGCUUCAACGAUUUUCUUGACUAUAUCUCUAGCAAUGAUAUUACACAACAAAGAUUCAUUGAUACACUCAAGAAGAACAAUUUAUGAAGAUGGUGUUAAUGACUGUCACCCAAAUCAUACAGUUCGACAAGGCUGUUCCCAUGUUGGAUUAUGCGGACCUAAGUUGCAUGCAUCUUGUUUUUUAGUAUAUGGCUUAAUAUCACUAGAUUAUCACAUAACUGCAAGUAAACUGCACUUGUUUAUAUCUCAUAAAAGCAUAACUUGUUGUCAUAUAAGUGUAUCCUUAUGCUUUGAGAAUAAUGCUAAAGUAACUGU